Homo sapiens (human) is the source of this 846-nucleotide messenger RNA. It is a transcript of the gene INSL3, whose product is annotated as insulin like 3. The coding region runs from base 14 to 487 and encodes 157 amino acids. Gene Ontology annotation, cellular component: extracellular region. The record is from RefSeq and is marked reviewed. The transcript has 3 exons. NCBI's taxonomy places the organism in Eukaryota, Metazoa, Chordata, Mammalia, Primates, Hominidae. Gene Ontology annotation, molecular function: hormone activity.
GCCACCCACCACCAUGGACCCCCGUCUGCCCGCCUGGGCGCUGGUGCUGCUGGGCCCUGCCCUGGUGUUCGCGUUGGGCCCCGCGCCCACCCCAGAGAUGCGUGAGAAGUUGUGCGGCCACCACUUCGUACGCGCGCUAGUGCGCGUGUGCGGGGGCCCCCGCUGGUCCACCGAAGCCAGGAGGCCUGCGACCGGAGGCGACCAGAGGGAGUCUCACUCUGUUUCCCAGGCUGGUCUCAAACUCCUGAGCUCAAGUAAUCCUCCCACCUUGACCUUCCAAAGUGUUGGGAUUAGCGAUGUGAGUUGCUACAGUGGCUGGAGAGACGACAUCUGCUCCAUGGGCUGGUGGCCGACAGUAAUCUCACGCUGGGACCUGGCCUGCAGCCCCUGCCCCAGACCUCUCACCAUCACCGCCACCACCGUGCAGCUGCCACCAACCCUGCACGCUACUGCUGCCUCAGUGGCUGUACCCAACAAGACCUGCUGACCCUCUGUCCCUACUGAUUCCUCCUUGGGUGCAGCCUCAGAGUGGCCUGAGGCCCAGAGGGUCUGGUCUGGUGAGCUCCUGAGGCCACACAGCACCAUAAAGUCUCGCAUCUACAGGCCUUUGAUUACCUCCUGGGAUGGGUGCUCACUAUCUACCCCAGACCAAUGCCACCUGCAGCCUGUGGAGUCAACUGCAGAAUAAAUCACACCCUAGCCCUGGCUUGGAGGAUCCCCGCUUUCACAGAUGCUGGACACUGACAGCCAAAUGUCCUCACUCCAGGGGAGCCCCAGACGCUCCGCUCCCUGCAUGUGUAACACCCCUUCUUGCUGUCUCUUAGUAAAUAAACGACCCAAAGCAGC